GACACAAUAUAAUCAUGAAUCAAAACGUGUCUCUCACUACACUCCGCCAUCGAGCUUACUCUAUCCGCAGCCAUGGCUUCUCUCUCCAUAACACUCCAAGCAAGGUCCCUCUCUUCUUCACCGCUUCUCCAAUCUCGGCCACGACUAAACCCUAACCCUAACCCCCUGUUCCACUCUAAACCCUACUCAAUCUCCGACCGGAACCCUUCAUUGUCCAAGACCAUACUCCCUCAAACGAAACGCAUUUUCGCGAUCUGUGGCGACGGAAGACGAGAUCCAUGGGAGGAGAAUCAGCGGAGAAUACCCUUUUCCGACGUAGCCGUGGACGGAAAGAAAAGGGCGUUUUGGAAAAGGAGAUGGAACUACUGGGACGCGACUAGGGCAUCGGAGAUUGCGUGGGUUCAUGUUCUCAGCCUUUUGGCGCCGUUUCACUUCAACUUGGCGGCUCUGCGUCUCGCUGUCGUAAUCCAUCUGAUUGCUGGAUUCGGUAUUACGUUGUCGUAUCAUCGGAAUCUUGCUCACAGAAGCUUUAAUCUGCCGAAAUGGCUCGAGUAUUCCUUUGCUCUUUGUGGUACCCUUGCCGGUCAGGGAGAUCCGAUAGAAUGGGUGAGCUAUCAUAGAUACCACCAUCAGUACUGUGAUACAGCACGUGACCCUCAUAGUCCCAAAGACGGGUUUUGGUUCAGCCACAUCUUCUGGAUCUUUGAUACUGAUUAUAUCGCCGAGAAGUGUGGAGGCAGGAGUAACGUAGAGGACUUGGUGAAACAACCAUUCUAUAGGAUCCUUCAAAGGACAUGGAUUUGGAGCAACGUUGCCCUCGCCCUUCUCCUUUACAUGUGGGGCGGCCUGCCGUUCUUCAUCUGGGGGUGUGUGAGGAAAGUGUUUACAUUCCACGGCACUUUCCUAGUGAAUUCAGCUUCCCACGUUUGGGGGAAUCAAGUGUGGAAAACCAACGAUUUGUCGAGAAACAACUGGUGGGUGGCGGUGAUAGCGUUGGGCGAAGGCUGGCACAACAACCAUCACGCGUUUGAAUUCUCGGCAAGGCAAGGACUCGAGUGGUGGCAGCUGGACGUUACUUGGUACAUCAUAAGAUUUCUCCAAGUUAUCGGGUUGGCCACUGACGUUAAGUUACCCACGGAAGCUCAAAAGCGAAGGAUGGCUUUGGACUGAUGAUGAUGACGACUUAUCACACCAAGGACUAAGGUUGUGUAACAUAAAAUCCAACAUGAAUGUGGUUAAAUUAAGUCGAAGCCUCUGGUCUUAUGAGACCAAAAAGAGUCUAAAUGGGUUAAAUCCUCGUAACUUGUUACAAUAUAGUAUCUAAACUACCAGAUUUUGAUCUGCUAUAUUGGUUAUAUUCGUAUAUAUCUUAUUCCUUUUAUAUAGGAUAGUUGGUUUAUUUGCUUCUGUAUAAAUGUAUGUAUCUUUCAUGGGCUUGAAUAAGAAACAGAGAGAGUUCCUUUUCUC
Messenger RNA from Tarenaya hassleriana, 1467 nucleotides. RefSeq names its product delta-9 acyl-lipid desaturase 1-like. Bases 73 to 1170 code for a protein of 365 amino acids. The transcript is spliced from 5 exons. Gene Ontology annotation, cellular component: endoplasmic reticulum membrane. Gene Ontology annotation, molecular function: oxidoreductase activity, acting on paired donors, with oxidation of a pair of donors resulting in the reduction of molecular oxygen to two molecules of water. Lineage: Eukaryota; Viridiplantae; Streptophyta; Magnoliopsida; Brassicales; Cleomaceae. The record is from RefSeq and is a predicted model, not a curated record. Gene Ontology annotation, biological process: lipid metabolic process.